GGUAAACAGAGACAAAAGGUGAUUGUCUGCGAACACCAAGUUAGUCGAACAGUUGAAGGCCUUAGGCAAGGUGCAAGUUUUUGAAGGAGAAGAUUCACUGAGACAUCUACCAUCUACCAGAAAUGAAGAACCUUUUGAUCGCUUUGGCUCUGAUUGCCGUGUUUGCUGCUGUGCAGUCUAUGCCAGCUGAUACCCAUGAAGCUAAGGCUCGUAACUACGUUCCAGAAAGCGCCAAUGCUACCGAUCCAGCUGCGGCUGAACCAUCUGAAGCUGAGAAUGACCCAGCUCAGAGUGAAGCUGAACCCACUGCCGAGGAAGCCAGCAGUGAUGCUGCUGACACUAAGGAGGAUGACUCAGCUGCCGCUGAUGACAGCAGUGAUGAUGAUCUUGAUGAUGACAGUGUUGACGAGAAUGAUGAGGAUGAUGAAGAUGAUGAAGAUGACGAGGAUGAUGAAGAUGAUGAGGAUGAUGAAGAUGAUUCUGAAGACAGUGAUGAUGGUGACGAUGAAGAUGAUGGUGAUGACAAAGAUGAUGAAGAUGAUGGCGAUGAUGAAGAAGACGGUGAUGAUAAAGAAGAUGGUGAUGACGAGUAGAUAAUGGUUGAUUAGCUAGAAUCAGUGACAAAUGAACUAUUCUAAUGCACAAAAUAGUGUAUGUGUAUCAUAUUAAUACCUAUUCCGUUUGGAAGAUCUAAUCUUAUACAAUGCGUCGCCUUAUGGCUCUUUAUGAUUCAAUAAAGAAGCUCUAGUCUACACUCAA
Messenger RNA from Orbicella faveolata, 759 nucleotides. RefSeq lists its product as uncharacterized. The record is from RefSeq and is a predicted model, not a curated record. Lineage: Eukaryota; Metazoa; Cnidaria; Anthozoa; Scleractinia; Merulinidae.